GCAUGCAUCUGGUUUGCUCCGAUUCCUCUAAAAUCCACUUGAAUCAAACUGUGGGGGAGUGCAGUAACAUCUGAGGAGUUUACAACUGUCGUGUCUCUCCUGGCAUCUCAUCACCUUGGGGGAUGACCUUCCCUUCCAGUGUGAAAAAUAGAAAAUAGACCUGACUGGGAUCAACAGCCUCAUGUGAAGCUGAAUGGUGUAGAGGAAAUCAUUUUCCUAGGACCUGGGCCCCUCCAGAGGAGCUGGUUGAAAAAAGGCAGUGGAAUGUUUUAUCCAUUGGAAGUCAAACUGAUGUUUAUGGUGCUGGGUUGUGUCUGGGGUCUAGAUGACAUGGUUGUUUCUUCUCCUGAACUGAUGGCACAUGUGGGUGACUCAGCCCUACUGUGCUGCAUUUUCCCGAGCACUGUGAAGAAAGAAGUGACAAAAAUGUACUGGAUGUUCUCAGCUGGGGAGCAUGCACAGGAGGAGUUUGUUCUGUACUACUUUGCCAACCUCAGUGUGCCUGUGGGGCAUUUCAAGGACCGUGUGAGCUUGGUGGGGAAAAUCUCAGACAGUGAUGGCUCCAUCUUGCUUCAGGAUGUGAGAGAGGCUGACCAAGGAGUCUACACCUGUGAGAUCCAGGUCCACAGAGAGAUCAAUGUUUUCAAGAAGACAACCAUGCUGCGAGUGGUCCCAGCUAAGCCCACAACCCUGAAGCCCACAGAAGCCUUCAGAACUGAUGGGCCGAGGAACUAUCAGCAUGUGAUCAUUGUAGGGAUUGUUUGCUUCACUGUCAUACUGCUUGCCAUCCUGGGAGUGACCAUGAGGAGGAGUCGGCGCCAACACAGAUCAGAAAGCCACAUGGAGAAUACUAGUAAGGCUAAGCCAGAGGUACAUGCACACAUUUAUUCCACAAUAACUCCACAGUCUGUGAUUGAGGAAGAGGAGUCAAGCAGAUCUUCGGAGACCACCUACAUGACGAUGCUACCAGUGUGGCCUUCCCAGAGAGCAGAGCAGAAUAAAUCGUCUGAGGUAAUGCCAGAAACAAAACAAACUCUUGGAAGAGCACUAGUGAAAGAAGAUAAUAUCUCUCAGUAGCCCUUGAUCCCUCAUUUUUCCCCAAGGCCCAGCUGCCGUUGAUGUCCUGAAGCUCUUCUGUGGUCUUCUCUGUUUGCUGCUUUUGUCUGAGGGUUGAAGAUAAUGACCUUGAUCUGUGAUAGAAAGAGACUGUGGUGCUUGGGAGAGACAGUCCUCCAAUCAGUAACAGGCCAGAGGCUUAAUUCGACAACAAAUGCGAUCCAGCAGACUGCUUAGAAGUAUUGGCUGAUGGGGAGCCUACAUCAGGUCCUGGGGAAGAUAAAAAUGACGAUGGGGAGCUUGUGUUAUGUCUCCAGAGCAAGUGUGUGAUCCUUGUUGAGAGCACAUCAAACUAUUAAAAUGGACAUUGUUCUUGUAGAGUAAGUUAUUGUGAAGAAAGCUAAAACAUCACAAAUCAGUUCAAAAUGUUUGGUUUUAUAAUGACUAAGAAAUUAUCUAUAAAUGGAUGUAUUCAGAGGAAAUCGUUUUUCCUUUUACCCCUCCCUUUUCUACCUCUCCCCUUUUGGCUGAGGACUAGAGGAAUAUUGGUUAGGAGAAAAUGGUGCUGGUGAUGAAUUCAUAGUAGGUAGCUCCUUCACCAACAUUAUAUCCAGGAGAAAAGCCAUCCUGCAGCCCACUGUAUCAUAUGAGUGAGAUACGGUGUCUGACAGUGUCAAUCUGAAAGUAAAGAAUCUUGAAUUUGGUAGAAAAAGAAGAUUUAGAACUUCAUGUGUGUGAUAAAAUGUUUGGGUCUUUAGUAUUGCCACUUAGAGAUUGAACAAAUCUUAGAAAUUCUUUGAUUUGGAAUAUCUCUUUCCAACCACCAGAACUGAGCCUUUUCCUAGGCCAGGUCCUCCUAGCCUCCCAGGCUAUACGUGUAAGUGUGUAUUAUCUUUAAGGUUCCAGAAUUAUUCUGUCACCUCACAUCCUUAUUGCCACUUAAUCCAAGCUCAGCUUCCCCUGAACUCCCCUGGCCACUAGGUGUAUUUAGCCAUUUUAUUUGGUCUUCUUGCUUCUAUUCCUAGCUCAGAUAGAAUGCCUUUGGCUUAAUCUGCCACUGAUACUAGCAGUAUGACCCUGGGCAAGUCACUUAACCUCUGAGUUUGCCUCAGUUUCCUCAACUAUAAGAUGGGAAUAAUAAAAGCACCUACCUCCCAGGUUUCUAGUGAGGAUCAAAUGAGAUAAUAAUUAUAGUCCCCUUAGCACAGUGCCCAGCACAUAGGAAGCACCAUCUAAAUGUUAGCCAAUGUUAUUAUUAUUAGCUCACCUGAAUCUUUAAGCCUCUGCUUUAUUGUAGAACCGAUUCCUUUUUCUUCUGUUCCCUUGCAAAGGACAAUAUUCACCUUUCAUCUCUUAUUCAUUUGGGACCAAGAGACAACCAGCCUUUCCCUCUCAUAGCAAUUAGCUUUAAAAAAUAACAUAAACCAAUAAUCCUUUAAAAUAGAUACCUUGAAUGCAAUAGUCUGAUCACACUAUAAAAGUCGCCUAUGUGGGAAUGUAUAAUGGUAUUGGUGGUGUUUAUUCUUUCUCUCUUUAUGGGGAGGGAAAGUAAGGGUUUAAUUUUUGGCCUGUAGAUAAUACUUUCUAGAAUUAAUAGGUAUGUCCCUUCCCCAGGAUAGCAUAUGCAUAGAAUAAUGGCAUUUAGGAUAUAGGGGCAGAUGGAUGCACAUAAGUGCAAAUUUCUUAUGUUGUCAUUUAAAACCCUUGUUAUUUUUCCAGCAUUUUCUCAUACUAUUCUCCUCUAUGUAUUCUGUUCUAUCCAAACUGGAUCAGUCUCCAUCCCCUGUAUGUUUUCAGUAAUUUCUUGCCACAGUGGCUUUGCCCAAGCUGUUCUCUGUGUCUAACAUGCAAAACUUCCUUUCCAAAGCCUUCUGAACUCUUACCUAAAGUCCAACUCAAAUGUGACCUCCUCUAGGAAGUCUUGUCUGAUUUCCUGCAAGUUAGUAGUAUAAUUCCCAGCUUGGACCUCAUUUUAUUUGCAUCCCUCUCAUGUACUUAUUGUGUAAUAUUCUGUAUUAUAGUUAUUUGUAUGUGUGUCAUAUUCUGCUACUGGACUGUAAGCUCUAAGGGGGCAGGAACCUUUUCUAAACUUUGUAUUUUUUGCAAUGCCUAAAACAGUGCUCUGUAGACAGAGGCAUUCUGCACCUCAGCAUCUCUCUGGUUUUAAUUUCAGGUUGAAAUACUUAAUAAAUGCUUGUUAAAUGGAA
This is a messenger RNA of Dromiciops gliroides (monito del monte), 3263 nucleotides long. RefSeq names its product junction adhesion molecule like (gene JAML). Lineage: Eukaryota; Metazoa; Chordata; Mammalia; Microbiotheria; Microbiotheriidae. The transcript is spliced from 9 exons. The record is from RefSeq and is a predicted model, not a curated record. Gene Ontology annotation, cellular component: membrane. The coding region runs from base 265 to 1077 and encodes 270 amino acids.